AUGGCGGAGAGACUUCUUAUCUGCUCGUCUUCUAAAUUGCCCGGAAUCGGACUGCCCAAUUGGCGCGUUUGGUCCAGAUACGCUAUUCGGCCCACUUUGACAUCUGAAGAACUGCGUCAGCGUGUUUCGGCAGCUGGCGGAGGCUCCUCUGGCUCUACAUGGUCCGAUCUUACUGAGCCGUCCUCUCUUGACCGUAUCGCCCUACGUCCCGGCGAGGAGUCUUACCAUCAACCCAAGUUUUCUCGACCCGCCUAUAAUCAGAAGUUGUAUGAAGGCGGUCUUUUGCCACGACUGCCUUUCACUGAUAAACCAGUAGAUAAGCCGGAAUUCAGGCCAAAAGAUAUGUGGGCACCUCACAGGGCAGUUUUUGGACAAAAUGACUACAUUGGCGAGUUUCAUUUGGCUGUUCAUUAA
Messenger RNA from Protopolystoma xenopodis, 414 nucleotides. The record is from the annotation of a GenBank genome assembly. NCBI's taxonomy places the organism in Eukaryota, Metazoa, Platyhelminthes, Monogenea, Polystomatidea, Polystomatidae.